CUUGUUGGCUCAGGCAAGGUACGAGUACCAAGAGGUUAAGCAUAAGGCACUCGCAGUGCUGCUACCGGUUUGUACGUACAGCCCGCAGGCAUGGAGGUCAAGGUUGGUGGGUUCGCGGGCUGUGUGUGUACAUGUACUCGUACCUUGCAAGUACCUCGACGUUGUACCCGUGGCAGGCCAAUGCAAGCUCAUGUGCAAAGUACGAGGUGCAUGUGCUCCAUCUGUACGGAGAGCUUGGUGCAUUUGACGUACAUGCACGUCCGAAACCGCGACUUGAUUAGCCUGCCUCACGAUUCUUGUUCCUCGAAGAGUUCUGGGUCGCGUAAUCGUUUUUUCGGGGGGGCUGUGGAUGUGGAUGCAGCGUUUUGUUUUACCGCGACACGUCUCUCGGGGGGCAGACGAAGCGAAAUUCAGCGCAGCCGAGGCCUUUUUCUUCGUUCAGAGUUUUCUUUGCUCCAAGCGAUCCAUAUCGACGUACCUGUGAUCGUACUGUACUUUGUACUCGUGCUGAAGAAUGCAUCGCGAAAUAUAUGCGCUGGCCGGGCUUGGCUCCGUCAUCCCCCCUCGUCUCAUCCACCGUCUCCGGGCUAUAAUAAGCCAUGGCAGCCAUCUCAUCGCACCCCUGUCCCCGGCACGCACAUCGCAGCCGUCACCUUCGACCCCUGUGCAGAUGCAUUUCACAGGCAUGAAGGGGAACAGGCAAGCUCGCGGCGCCACCUCCCAGGCGGACCACCACACAACGUCGCCGCCCGCCCCUUUUGUCGCCUGUGACCAGUGCCACGUAGUCUGACGAUAAAGUCACCUCACCCUCCAAGACGCUGAUGUCGUCCACAAGGCUGCUGCGGGAAGAGGAGACCGGCCAAGAGUCGGAGUUGGGAGAGCACGUUGUCCAUCCUUGGCCGCUAUGGAAGCUUUUUGUGAGGGCUGCCAAUUCCAGACUCGAAACGCUGCCAGGGGGAACCGUCAGUGCGCGCGCGUGAGACUGAA
Messenger RNA from Trichoderma harzianum CBS 226.95, 987 nucleotides. RefSeq lists its product as hypothetical. Lineage: Eukaryota; Fungi; Ascomycota; Sordariomycetes; Hypocreales; Hypocreaceae. The record is from RefSeq and is a predicted model, not a curated record. The coding region runs from base 91 to 771 and encodes 226 amino acids. The transcript is spliced from 2 exons.